UCGGAAAUCCGGUUAUCUUAAUGUUGCUGCUGGGACACUAAUGCUGCUGCCAUAACGCUAAUAUAGUUAGCUGCGUGUUCACAUUUUCUAAUUAAUCUAAAAUAUGUGCCAGUUACUACGCAGGAUUUGAGCCAUACCGAUAGUUUGCUACACCUUCUCCACAAAACUACCUCGGAUCAAUCGUAUAGUUACAAACCAUGAGUUCCAACAACGUUUCCCUGUCAAAAGCUGAAUUGGUGGCAGCCAUCGGUGUGACUGCAGGAGCUACAGCUGCGGGCAUCCUCCUCUUCCAGUACCUCUCCAAGGGGACAGGGGUCAAGCCCAAGGUCAACCUGGACCUGCAGAAAGACGACCCCAAAGUGGUGCAUGCUUUUGACAUCGAAGAUCUCGGGGACAAGGCGGUAUACUGCAGGUGUUGGAGGAUACCGUUUCCCUACUGCGACGGCGCUCAUGCUAAACAUAACGAGGAGACUGGGGACAACGUCGGUCCCCUCAUCAUGAAGAGAAAGGAGGCCUGAACAAUCAUCCAUCCAUCCAUUUGAUUCCCAUGACUGCCGCUGCUAACAUACGGACGCCAACAAGUGCUCUUCACCACAGAAAGGAUGGUAGAGGUUUGACUCGACACGUGUACACUUAGUAUUUACUCCAGAAUUGAACGGUAAACACUCUGUGUUAAUAAGCAAAUAAUCACUUUUUUGGUUGUAAUUUAUUGAUUGAUCGAAGCAACACUUAUCACAGGACCAAACAGUUAUAAAAUAUUGUUGAAAUGAGUUGUAAUAAUAUCUAGAAUGAUGUUAGAUAAUUUCAGUGUGAUUAUUCGAGGAAACGGGGGCUGUGGAAGGACUGUAAAAAUAAAGUGCAGGGCUGGUUGUAUUUAUUUCAUUGAGCUUUGGUCUCUGUACGUUAGGUGAUUUUCAGAAUGCAAAAGACUUGCUUGUAUGUUUGAUCAAUGUCUGCCUUCCCAAUUGUUUUGUUUUUAGUUUUGAUACCAUAGAGAUGUAAAGCCAUAAUCAACGUUGUAUCUGUUCCAUUAUGGUGUAUGUGAACACACGGGCAGCGCCAUUGAGGCCAUCUCCAUUUUGAAGUAGUUAAUUCUCUUCUUCUACUACUUCUAUGAGUUGGUAAACAAACUGAAAGGGUGUAUACUCCCAUCUGGAGUGAUGGAGUGUUUACUCCUGAGUAUAAUUCAUUGGUUGACUCUUCCUCAUGACUUGGAUGGAAUUAUGUGAUCCUUCCUUAACCCAUAGGAAGUCGACUACUUCAAAAUGGUGAAAGUCCUCAAUGGCGCUGCCCAUGCUAAAACAGGCUUUUGGGAUACCAGAGUCCUCUAUCAUUCUCUAUGGUUGAUACUCGGGGAGUUUUUCCUGACCACGGGACCUGAUCAGGGAUAUCUCUGGACCUUUUGAUUGAAAACCAUAACUAGGUACUUUACAUAGUUAUAGUCCAUAAAACCAUAACUAGGGCCCAGAGUUUUCCCAUGCUCAGGUCAUGUGGUUAGGAAAAACGUCUGGUUCUACUGAAGCGUUGUCAAGGAAACGGUGAGGUUUGAUUUGAUCGUUUUGAUUCAACUUGUGAAAUCAAGUUGUGUAAAUGGUGUCAAUUUUCAAUGGAUUUUUUGGGGAGAUAAAGGUUCUGCAGGUUUCUUAGUUGGAGAUGAAUUCAUCGGGAAGGAUUGCUUCGUUGCCCUAAGUUUGUUAACGGUGAAGCAACAAGUCUAAACUUGUUCUAUACUACAUACCAAUUGGAUUCCUGGGCUGUGUUCAGUAGGCAAGAAACAUUUGUGGAAUGUAGUGAAACGAGGAGGUAGCCGACUCGAACAUGAUAAAUACUCGGGUUUUUGUUUUUGAAAAAGGUUUUUGCUACGGUUUACCCUAUGGAUCACAGCCCUGUACUAAACCUGUUUUAGUAGCUGGAUCUGAACUUUUCAUGCAGCACUUCUGCCAUGCAGCUUAUUCAUUCACACCCAAGGGGUGCACAUUUAGUUUUUUUGCCCUAGCAUUGCACAGCUGAAUUAAAUAAUGAAUUUAACAAUCAAGCUUAGAUUAUUUGAAUAAGCUGUGUAGUGCCAGGGUAAAAAAGUAAAUGUGCACCCCUGGGGGGGGGGGGCGGCUAAGAAUGUGUAGGUAGUGUCUACUGUCUGUGUGACCUCUGAUUUCCACAAUAUGUGAUUCCAUCCAAAUGAUUUAUCAAUAAUUUUAAAAAACAUAUCGAUGUUCAUCUAGUGCUAGACAGUGUGUUAUCUCCAAAUGCUGUGAGCCAGUUCACACCCAAAGUAAAUGUAUUAGAUUGAACCUUACAAUUAAAAAUCAAUGAAAGGGAUUUAAUGGAAGGAAUAUGAAAUGUGAACAUGAAGCAUAUGUCCUCUCCCCGAAAGGUGUGCUCAUUCAGAACUUCGUCUCUGGCUGAUGUGUAGGCAGGGUAGCCUAGUGGUUAGAGCGUUGGACUAGUAACCGGAAGGUUGCGAGUUCAAACCCCCCAAGCUGACAAGGUACAAAUCUGUCUUUCUGCCCCUGAACAGGCAGUUAACCCACUGUUCCCAGGCCGUCAUUGUCUAGUUAAAUAAAGGUAUAAUUGUAAAUAAGAAUUUGUUCUUAACUGACUUGCCUAGUUAAAAAUACAAAUCCUGCCUAAUCUCACAAAAAUAAAAAAUAAAUAGGUGAUGCAGUCCUGGAUCAAAUCCAUUCAAAUGUGCUACACUUGAUUAGGUCGGCCUUGGUAGCCUACAGUCAUUACAAUGGAAAUAGUCUUGCCCUGACAACCACUUUCAAAACCAAGGACAGCAACAAUAUCUUUUGACUUAUGAUUUUAAACUUAUUGAUUCACUUUUAAAUGUCUAUUUCUGUGUGAUUGUGGGCAUGGCAUGCAUGGGUAAAUCUCAACACUGUCUUUUUAUUUAAUUUAUUAUUAUUAUUUUUACUGUUGGUGCAAGUUGAAAUAUAAUUAAUGGUUAAUGAUAACUACAGAUGGAGUUAAUUCAAGGGUUUCUAUAUCCAGCCCUUAAUGGUGCCCCUCUUAGAUUAAUUUAGAUAAGAUAACCAAAUAUUUUAAUUUUAUUUAACCUUUUAUUUAAUUAACUAGACAAGUCCAGUUAAGGACAGGAUUCUUAUUUACAAUGACCGCCUACUGGGGAACGGCAGAUGUAUUUUACCUUGUCAGCUCGGGGAUUCGAUCGAGCAACCUUUCGGUUACUGGCCCAAAGCUCUAACCAUUAGGCUACCUAAGUCGGAUCAAUGAAUUAUUCUAGUAAUUCAUCAGUAGAUGAUCUUGAAUAUUAAUUAGCCAAAAGUCACAACGUCGUUGCGUUGUCGACAAGGAACCUGCAAGUAAGCAUUUCGCUGGACAAUGUCUACCAUGCAUAUCCCGUACAUAUGACUCGUACAACUUGAAACUUGAAUUAAAGGGUAACUACACUCAAAAAUCUAAAUGCCUUAUAUUUUUUUGCCCAGACCUCAAAUGUGGUCUGCUGAUGUGGUUUAAGCAUUGUUUUUUUCUGUAUUUCUAUUGACAAAGUGUGACUUUGAGUGUGAAAAUCUGAUUUUUUUUCAGGGGGGGGGGGAUCAGAAACCUAUGAAUUUCUGACUCAGUUGACAGGGUCAUUUAUCUAUUAUUUCAGUAGUAGGUUUACUGUUAGCCUACUGCACAGUACAGCUUGGGUUGGCCUGACUGAAAGACCAACAUGGCAUUGAUCAUUUUAGGUCAUCGGAGUGUGUGUCUCCACUUCAAUAAGCCUCCAGUCAUAACCAACCAAUCAGUAAAGAAAAUGACAUCUAAAUGAUAAUGACAUCUAAAUGAUAAUGACAUCUAAAUGAUAAUGACAUCUAAAUGAUAAUGACAUUACCCAUCUUAUUUUUAGACGCAGUCUCCGUAAAGACCCAGUGCAAUAAACAUGACAUUUUUCCUGUGUUUUAUAUCAUAUCGUACAGCAGCUGAUGAAACUACACAGUAAAAGUAUGACAACGUA
Molecule: messenger RNA, 3961 nt
Organism: Oncorhynchus keta (chum salmon)
Lineage: Eukaryota; Metazoa; Chordata; Actinopteri; Salmoniformes; Salmonidae
Product: CDGSH iron-sulfur domain-containing protein 1-like
Exons: 3
Coding region: 198-518 (106 amino acids)
Biological process (GO): regulation of autophagy
Cellular component (GO): mitochondrial outer membrane; intracellular membrane-bounded organelle
Molecular function (GO): 2 iron, 2 sulfur cluster binding
Source: RefSeq, a predicted model, not a curated record